Molecule: messenger RNA, 1370 nt
Organism: Glycine soja
Lineage: Eukaryota; Viridiplantae; Streptophyta; Magnoliopsida; Fabales; Fabaceae
Product: transcription factor bHLH18-like
Exons: 4
Coding region: 163-1188 (341 amino acids)
Molecular function (GO): protein dimerization activity
Source: RefSeq, a predicted model, not a curated record
AGUCAUCCAACGGCUGACAUUUAAGUUGCAUGAAAAACGAGUAAUAUCUUGUCCCCAUCCUUUACCUAUACUUGUGGCGCACCCUCGACUAAUUAUUAUUAAUAUUCUAUUCUAUUCCUCUUCUGCUAACAUCACACAUCACAACACAACUCCCACAUUCCGAUGGAGGAGUCAUGGGAAAAUUGGCAUCUUCAUAUGGAAACCGAUUGCGAGAACGAUUUCUUAGGCAAGUGUCACGGCACUGACGAUGACGAGUUCUUCAGAGACAUCCUUCAGCAACCACCACCUGCGGCUUUCUCUUCCGAAAGCGAAAGCGAUCACUCCUUCCUCGCUGUCCAAAACACUUCUAGCUUCCCCAACGACGGUGCCGUUUUGUCUCCUAGGAAUUACCUCGUCAAAAGCAGCAGCUCCAACUCCUUGGUCUCUCAAAACGCUUCCAAACGACCUCGUCGUUUGUCCUCUCCCAGGACUUACAUUCUGUCCUUCGACAACUCAACCAUGGUUCCGGCCACACCCGAAACCCGCCCCCGCUCCUCCAAUAAUUCCCCUCUGCCUGCCAAACGGGCCCUGGAAAGCCCAGGCCCAGUAGCCCGAAGGCCCAACCAAGGAGCUAAGAAGAUAAGAACCUCUUCUCAGACCAUCGAUCACAUAAUGGCCGAGAGACGACGGAGGCAGGAACUCACGGAGAGGUUCAUAGCACUCUCAGCCACGAUUCCCGGCUUGAACAAGACGGACAAGGCUUCUGUACUUCGAGCAGCAAUUGAUUACGUGAAACAACUUCAAGAAAGGGUACAGGAACUGGAGAAACAAGACAAAAAAAGGAGUACAGAGUCAGUAAUAUUCAUCAAGAAACCCGACCCAAAUGGAAACGAUGAAGACACCACCUCCACUGAAACGAACUGUAGCAUCCUUCCUGAGAUGGAAGCAAGGGUGAUGGGGAAGGAGGUGCUCAUUGAGAUCCACUGUGAGAAAGAAAAUGGUGUUGAGCUAAAAAUAUUGGACCACCUUGAAAAUCUUCAUCUCAGUGUUACCGGAAGCAGCGUCUUGCCAUUUGGAAAUUCUGCUCUCUGCAUUACCAUCACAACUCAGAUGGGUGACGGGUACCAAAUGACUGUGAAUGAUCUAGUGAAAAACCUUAGACAAUUGUUCUCAAAAUCACAUGUGCUAAGCGACAGCGAUCCGUACUAGUGUAUCAAACAAUGAGUUGUAGUGUAUGGAAAUCGAAAGUUUUGGAUUUAUUACUCUCUUUGAUUUUGGCUUGUUUUCAUGUUGAUCGUAACGUUAAUAAACAAAUACUAUAUGUCUGACAUGAAUUUAUGCCCGGCAUCUACCCUGACAUCCCAUUAAUGUGAAAACGAAAUUUCUUUUUA